Syngnathus typhle (broad-nosed pipefish) is the source of this 1975-nucleotide messenger RNA. RefSeq names its product erythropoietin receptor (gene epor). Gene Ontology annotation, biological process: positive regulation of cell population proliferation; cytokine-mediated signaling pathway; hemopoiesis. Gene Ontology annotation, molecular function: protein binding; cytokine receptor activity. NCBI's taxonomy places the organism in Eukaryota, Metazoa, Chordata, Actinopteri, Syngnathiformes, Syngnathidae. Bases 228 to 1553 code for a protein of 441 amino acids. The record is from RefSeq and is a predicted model, not a curated record. The transcript is spliced from 8 exons. Gene Ontology annotation, cellular component: external side of plasma membrane.
UCUUUGCUGAUUUUAAGAGCAAGUAAACAGCUCUGCUCGCACCUUAUCAGCAAAGAGCAGCUUUGUAACCGUGUUGCACUAUCCAUGGUAUCUGAAACCAAAACAGGCCAACCCCCCUCUUGGGAGAGUAGUAGCGCAGAUGCUCGCUCGUCGUGUGGUCCAGCUUCUUCUCAUGUUGUGCACAACAAGACAGCGCCGGUCUUUUUGUCCACUAACAAGACAGGAGGAUGACAUGUGAUCACCUGAGACGAUUGUUGGCCCUUUCCAGCCUUGCCUGCACCAUGAGGGUGGCUUCCGGCAUCCCAGGCACACGAGGAUUCCAGAAGAAAGUCUCACUCUUGCUGCAAGAGGAGCCAGAAACCCCCAAAUGCUUUGCAGAAACCACAACAGGCUUUGACUGCUUCUGGGAGGAAGAUGAAGAGCGAGCUGGUUCUGUGGAUCAGUAUUCCUUUACGUACACUUACGAAACUAUUGGGGUCUCCAACAAAAAGGAAAACGGCAGCAAAUGUCCGCUGUCAGCACAUCUCACACCGACGGGAAAGAUGCUGUACAUGUGCCACCUGAAUCGAACUUUAGUGUUUGUUCCAAUGCUCAUUGAAAUUCGGCGAGACGGAAGUCUCAUCCACAAUCGCAGCCUCAACGUUGAACUAUUUUUUCUGGUGGACCCUCCCACGAACGUGACCGUGAGUACCACAGGUCAAGAGGGUCAGCUGAAUGUCAGCUGGAUACCGCCUCCUCUAAGAUACAUUGAUGAUACCUUGAUGUAUGAGGUCUCCUAUGCAAUGGCCGACAGUCAUGUGAUGCAGGUAGAGGUAGUACGAGCCAGCUCCAGGAUGAUCUUAAGGAGCCUACAGCCAAGCACUAUGUACAAGGUGCGGGUUCGGGCAAAACUGGAUGGACUGAGCUAUGGUGGCUACUGGAGUUUGUGGAGUGAUCCAGUGUUCAUGGAGACAUCACCUGCAGAAUUCAACCUCCUCAUUGUCUUCCUAAUCCUCACCAUGUCUUUAAUUCUAAUGGCGCUGUCUUUCACUGUGCUCGUGUCCAAUCGCAGGUUUCUGAGAAAGAAAAUUUGGCCAGCUAUUCCAACUCCUGAUGGCAAAUUUCAAGGGCUUUUUACUGAUUACGGUGGAGACUUUCACGAGUGGUUGAAUCAUACGAAUGGAUCCUCGUGGUCGACCCCGGCGUUGUUUUACACCGAGGAAUACCCAACUUUCCUGGAGGUUCUCUCCGAGCUAACCCUGAGCCCCCCAUUACCACCUCCACCUCUCCCACCAAAAAUGUCCAAUGCUCCCACACUGCAAAGCACAGAAGAGGAUAUACAAAGAGGUCUGGAUUUUGCUCUGAGAAAAAUGCCACAUAAUCACUGGCUUGAAAACUUAAGAGUCCAGAACCAGCGGGCUUUUCCUUGCUCCCAGUCGUCUCUGCUGGAGUCUCAGGAUACUUACGUCUCCCUCACUGGGAACAACUACAGCCCAGAUGAUAACACUCAUGGGGAGUCUUUGCCACUAGAGGCGCUGUUGGCCUUUAAAAAGACAAUGUCUGAAGUUCACUGAUCUGGUUCUGUGCCCAAAGCAUAUUGGGAUGCUCUCAGGAGAUGGACAUUUCUUCAAAAACACACUGUAAUUGUAAAUAUAUUUACAUCUAAAUGCAAACGUUGGCAUCUUACACAGAAUCCUGUUGUGGAUAUGAAAACCUUGGCUGUUUACUCACUGCUGCCAUCUAAAGAGCAGAACACAUCAUGCUGACAUUUCUACUAAAAUCACACUAAGGACUUGUGUUUGUACACUAACAGUGUUAAAUAAUAAUAGUGGACACCACAUUUCAAUAUUGAUUAUUAAAUCAAAGGCCAUUUAUUGCUAUCAACUUCACUUACUUGAGAUUAUAAUUUGAUAUGCAACUAUCAACGUAUUACUUAGAAGUGUAGUGUGACACACGCAUGCAUUUGUUUUCAGAGAUUAAAAAUAUCUUUAUAUUG